Molecule: messenger RNA, 201 nt
Organism: Cylicostephanus goldi
Lineage: Eukaryota; Metazoa; Nematoda; Chromadorea; Rhabditida; Strongylidae
Source: the annotation of a GenBank genome assembly
AUGACAAUUCGUGGAUGGGAUCCUACUAUUCGAGAUCGAUUUGAAAGUUGCCAUUCGAUAGCAUCUUUUGCUCCAACAUCGGAGCAAUAUUGCAAGGCUUUUACAAUGUGCUGCUCUAUGCAGUUCGACCCGAACAAUGGUGACAAAUGUCAGACCAACGAGCAACGAUGUAUUCCGCUCCAAGUGAGUCAAAUCGAAUAA